Molecule: messenger RNA, 651 nt
Organism: Macrosteles quadrilineatus (aster leafhopper)
Lineage: Eukaryota; Metazoa; Arthropoda; Insecta; Hemiptera; Cicadellidae
Exons: 2
Coding region: 10-591 (193 amino acids)
Source: RefSeq, a predicted model, not a curated record
AGGUAUACGAUGAACACAGUUCUGAGUUUGGUUCUUGUUGCUGCCUUGUACACCCAAAGUGUAUACUGCAGCUACUACCACGGUCCCACCGCCAAACCUGUCGUCCUCCACAACGGCUACCUGGCAGACACCCAUGAGGUAGCAGCAGCCAAGAACGCUCAUCUCGCCGCUAUAGCCAAGGAAUCUCACUACGGAGGAGACUACGGAUACGGUAACAACCAGGAAAACAGUGGCUCUUAUGACGGUCAUCAUGGAGACAUCAGAUACCACGGACCCAUCGCCAAGCCUGUCGUCCUCCACAACGGAUACCUGGCAGACACCUAUGAGGUAGCAGCAGCCAAGAACGCUCAUCUCGCCGCUCUAGCCAAGGAAUCUCACUACGGAGGAGGCUACGGAUACGGUAACAACCAGGAAUACAGUGGCUCUUAUGACGGCCAUCAUGGAGACAUCAGGUACCAUGGUCCCACCGCCAUCCCACACGUCCUGCAUGACGGACACAUCGCAGACACUCACGAGGUCGCUGCCGCCAGGGAACAUCAUCUGCAGGCUAUUAAUGGAGUCGUUGAAUCGAAGUCUUACAAAAACUACUGAUUGCUUCAAUGUUUCCUGGAAUAGUGUAAUGUGACUGUGAUAAAUAAUAUUCUGUAGAAA